This is a messenger RNA of Chaetomium globosum CBS 148.51, 906 nucleotides long. RefSeq lists its product as uncharacterized. Bases 1 to 906 code for a protein of 301 amino acids. The transcript has 2 exons. The record is from RefSeq and is a predicted model, not a curated record. NCBI's taxonomy places the organism in Eukaryota, Fungi, Ascomycota, Sordariomycetes, Sordariales, Chaetomiaceae. Gene Ontology annotation, molecular function: zinc ion binding; nucleic acid binding.
AUGGCCCCGACACCAGGAUCAGGAAUGCCAGGGAUGGCAAAACAAUCGACACCCAAGACCAUGUCUUCGCGUCUGAUGACGAUGAAGUUCAUGCAAAGGGGUGCCGCAGCAGCAGCAGCGGCGGCGGCGACGGCGACGGACACACCCGAGGCCAGCUCGCCCAGGACCCCGCGGAGCGACGACGGCUCGGCCAAGCGGCGCAAGACGGCACACGCGCCCUCGGCCGCCAGCUCGCCCGCGACUCCGCUCUUCGACCAGCAGGCGAUGAAGUCGGCCGUGGAAGAGGAGGAGAAGAGGAACCGGGCGGCGAUCGAGAAGCGCGCUGCUGAGCUGGGUGACUCGCACUGGGUGCUAGAAGGCGCCGCGAGCCUGCCUCCGAGGACGGCCCGGCCGCUGCUGAAUGUUGUCGAAGUCGGGUUUGCUCAGAUUGACUACGCGGGCGCGUCGAGCAAGGACGAUGACCCGUUCGAUCUGGGCAGCGCGCCUGCCCAGCCGCAGUUUCAAAGGUUCAACAUGAAAAAGUCAAAGGCUAUCAAGAAGGAGAACAACGAAAGCGGUAACAGUGACUCUGAUUCCGGAUCUAGCUCGGGCUCAGGAGAGGUUUCCGACGACGACGAAAAGUCGUCGCCAGCACGCGCAGAGCCGAGCCGCGGCCGGACGAGUACCGUCGGCGACGCAGAGCGCAGGCGCGCGAGGUCUAGCGCCUCGGGCAGACGAGAAGAGGAGCGCAGGAAGGCGCAGCAGCUUGCCGGAAAGAGGCGGAAGAAGGAGAUCAAGUUGAACCAACUGACCUCGAUCUCGUCCGCAGGUUCGCAGGCGUUUCAACGGCCCUCUCCUGCUAUAUCUUGUCACGGGUGUGGGAAGCCUGGCCACAAGGUUGCCGAUUGCCCAAACAAGAAGCGCUGA